CAGAGGUCGGACCCGCAGCUUCUCGCCCAAUUCUACUAUGCAGAUGAAGAGCUGAACCAGGUGGCUGCAGAACUGGACAGCCUGGAUGGGCGGAAGGACCCUCAGAGGUGUACACUGCUUGUUAACCAAUUCCGCUCCUGCCAGGACAACGUUUUAAAUAUCAUAAACCAGAUCAUGGAGGAAUGCAUUCAGCAUGAGCGAGCAAACCGAGAUUUUUGUGUCAAAUUUCCAGAAGAAAUUCGUCAUGAUAAUCUUGCAGGGCAGCUCUGGUUUGGGGCAGAGUGCUUGGCUGCCGGCUCAAUCAUAAUGAACCGAGAAAUAGAGAGCAUGGCCAUGAGACCGCUGGCUAAAGACCUUACCAGAAGCCUGGAGGAGGUCAGAAACAUCAUCCGCGACCAGGCUCUCAGGGAUCUGAACAUGUACACCGAGAAAAUGAGGGACUCCCUUCGGCAUUUUGAUAUUCUCUUUGCAGAGUUUGAAUUAAGUUAUGUGUCCGCCAUGGUCCCUGUGAAAACUCCAAAGGAGUACUACGUUCAGCAGGAAGUAAUUGUCCUAUUCUGUGAAACUGUAGAAAGAGCCUUAAAGCUUGGAUACCUCACACAAGACAUGAUUGAUGAUUAUGAACCAGCAUUAAUGUUUACAAUCCCUCGACUAGCCAUUGUGUGUGGGCUUGUUGUUUACUCUGAAGGACCUCUAAACCUUGAACGCAAAGCAGAAGACAUGUCGGAACUCUUUCGGCCUUUCCACACAUUGCUAAGAAAAAUCAGAGAUCUUCUUCAGACAUUAACGGAAGAAGAGCUGCACACUCUAGAACGGAACCUUUGCAUAUCACAAGAUAUGGAGUUUCCUGUCCGGACUGACCCAGAAGUGCCCAGAGCAAUCUCUCCUGUCUUAAUUGCUGCCUUACCCUCAGAAGAACCACUUUCAACAAAACCUGAGAACACGGAGGUAGAACUGGCUUGCUCUAUGCAGUAUGAUGAGCAGGAGCUGGAGCAGCUUAAUAUGAUGGUCCACAGAGUUGGUGAUGAAAUGUCCUCUUUACUUUCUCCACCAAGUGUCUGCCAGUCACCUGCUCACAGGGCUAGCUCCAGCACAGAGGCCUCACCAAGUAGACGCCCUAGAGACCAACUCGAUGAUGAGGAUAGGGUGUUCUUCAUGGAAGACCUUGAUGGAGCCUUGGAUGGACUUUCUAGAAGAAGAACCUCAGAAAAUACAAGUGCUUGGGUCAACAAUUCCUGUUAUAACCCUAAGCAGACCUCUCUGUGCCAAGACACACUUGUACAAAAUGGGGAUAUGGACCAUAUUGAUCUGUUGAAGGAAGCAGAAAGUGAUAUAAGCAAUAACAACAACAUUGAUGGAACUAAAAUACUCAUGUCAAGUGCUACUCUGCAAAACUCUUGUAGUUGUUUAGAGAUGGCAGAAUCACAGGUAUACCUCAAUGGCUGGGAUGUGAAUGGUGAUGAUGCAGAGACAGCGGAAAUGAUUGCUAACAGAACUGGCGGAAUGAAAAUCUCGGCAACUGUAAUCUUCAAUCCCAAAUCAUGUGCAACUUCAGCGUCUGCGGAAACUUCACCGGAUUUAGCCUGCAGCCACUCCCCUCUUUCUUCAGACCCUUUAACAAGUCAUGAAGGGGAUGAGGCCCACAAACUUAGCUUAGCAGCCACAAACUGCCUAAUUAAUUCAUGCGUGUGUUGUGGUAGCUGUGAUGAUACAAGGGAGGACAGUUUGGAAAGCUUAACAGCUGUUUGCUCACCAGGUAAAGUGAUAAAUGCUUCCUAUAGCUUAAUAAAGUCCAAAGAGAUUGGUCAUUUAGAAAGACGAGAGUGUGCAGUGUCUGCUAAAGAGGUGUUGAUUGAAACCCCCCCUGUUUUGUUACUGGAAAAAGACUCGGGUAGACAGGAGCAAAGACACUCCAACUCUUCUAAGUGCCUGGCACAUACCUCAGGUUCACAAUUAGGGACAGACAGUGAGUCUGAAGAGGCAGUGGGGGCCUCAAGUCCACAACUGAAGAGAGUGUUGAGAAGGAAAGACAAUGACGGGAAUAACAGGCAAACACAACAAACAGAAGAGGCUAGCUUGGAUGCCACAUCUAAAGAAGACAUUAUAACUAGCACAAGGUAA
Staurois parvus is the source of this 2121-nucleotide messenger RNA. NCBI's taxonomy places the organism in Eukaryota, Metazoa, Chordata, Amphibia, Anura, Ranidae. The record is from the annotation of a GenBank genome assembly.